GUUUUAUUCUUUAAUCGGUUGAGUACGUGUUGUUUGCUAUUUUAGUGCGCUCGUAUCUGAAAGAUACAUUAGAGCUAAUUAAUAUAAUUUAAUUUUAAUUUACGUGCAACAAUUGAUGGCAAUGUACGAAAAAUUCAGCUGAAAUAUUUUAACGCUCAAAUCCGCUAUAACGUAAACGCCUUGUCGUCUUAUCGGUAUUACGUAUUCGAUAUCAGCGAUAAGUGGACUUACGAGUAUAAUAAUAAUUUGUAAUAUUUAUGUGACAAAAAAAUAUAUCCAAUACAAUUAAUUUCAUUGUAUUGAUUGAUUUUUCAUAAUUUUUCUGCUUGGAAUUUAACAUCGAACGAAAUAAGUCUGCGAAAACCGGUUUAGUGGCUGUUGCAGUGAUGGUAUCGUUUGUUGUUUUUUAAUUUAUUUUCGAAAAAGAAAUCUGCACUGAUGCUGUAAUAUAUAAAAAUAGUGCGAAAUUGUUUAAUAAGCCAAUAAAAGAUACGUGAAAAGUAAGACGAAUACAUGAAAGCAGUGAAUCAGUGAAGAAACAAAUCAAAAGGAAAUUUUUUAAAAAAGCUUUCAUAUUUCCAAAUUUGAUUUUAACCAGUGAAGAGGGAAGUAAUAUUUAGCUGCAUUUAAUCACAUACAUACAUAUAUGUACACAUGUACAUACAUAUAUCUAUUGCUGCUAGAAGAUAAGCUGUGACCUAUGAAAUUGAUAUUACGUUGUGAGCUCUGUGCGUGCGCGUGUGUGCCCAUUGAAUCAUCAACGCUAUCCUAAAGCCAGAUAAAAGCUGGAACUAUGAGCUGAGCCGCAUAUAAUUUAAUCAACGAAAGCAUUUGAGUUGCGCUGCAUUGUGUUCUUGUAUCGCUACGCUGCUAAGUUUUUAUUUGUACAUACAUACAAACAUAUAUACAUGAAUACAUGUGUAAUAUUUAUAUAGCAGUUGUUUGUUAUAUGCGAUUUAAAAAAAAAAAUUAAAUAAAAAAAGGCAUACAAAAGCUGAUAUAUAUCCGUUAAGCGUUCAACACUCAAAAUGCCAACAACACAUUGCAAAUAUAUAACUGUACUAAUCGUACUAUUUGGCAUAGUGAACGUCGCCCAGUCGAUUGAUACGCUUAUCAAUUUUUCCGAGGGUUUGGACGGGCCCAAUGUGUGUAAGAAACGUGAAAAUUAUCCCGUUGAGGUGACCACCACCGAAUUACAGUCAUAUCAGGAACGUCAAACCGUUUGGUGUCUCAGUGUGCCACCGCGUUGCUCAUCAUAUCAAAUCAAACAUCGGACGGUGAAUAAGACACGAACGCUUAUGAAAACUCGCAUUGUGCGUGCUUGUUGUGAUGGCUAUACAGAGAAUCUACAUGGCGAUGGUUGUAUUCCGAAGUGUGAAAAUCCAUGUGAACACGGCAAAUGCAUCGCGCCGGAGAAGUGUAAAUGCGAACAAGGCUGGGGCGGUGAUACGUGCGAUAUAAAUUGUCCAGCAGGCCACUGGGGACGUGAUUGCAGUAAACAAUGCGAUUGCCUUAACAAUGCCACAUGCGAUCCUGCGACGGGUGACUGUGAUUGCGCCAAAGGAUAUACGGGUGAGAAGUGCGGCGAUACAUGUCCGCCGGAUCACUACGGUGCCAAGUGUAUGGAGGAGUGUCGCUGUGAGAAUGGUGGCAGCUGUCAUCACAUUUCGGGCGAAUGCAGUUGUGCGCCUGGCUUUACGGGGCCCUUAUGUGAAGAUUUAUGUCCCGACGGUAAACAUGGCGUGCAGUGUAAACAGGAUUGCCGUUGUCAGAAUGGCGGUAAAUGUGAUCCGAAGAGUGGCGCCUGCUUGUGUCCAGCCGGUUGGACGGGCGAUGUCUGUGCCAACAAGUGUCCCCUCGGCUUCUUUGGUGAAAAAUGUAAGGAGCAAUGCGAAUGCUUCAAAGGUGGUCCCUGUCAUCAUAUCACUGGCAAAUGUGAGUGCCCGGCCGGCUACUUGGGUGAGCUUUGCUAUGAGGAGUGUCCGUUCAAUACGUACGGUGUAAAUUGCACGGAGAAGUGCAAGUGUCAGAAUGAUGCGAAUUGCGAUAAGGCGACAGGCGCUUGCGAAUGUGCGCCCGGCUGGAAGGGAGAUGACUGCAGUGAGCGUAUUUGUCCAUACGACAAAUAUGGCAGUGAUUGCAAUAAAACGUGCGACUGCGAUGCGCCCAAUACACACUAUUGCCAUCCGGAGACGGGUAAAUGUUACUGCGAGAGCGGUUGGAGUGGCGCUCAAUGUAAUCGGCCAUGUCCAUUCCUCAAAUACGGUCCGAGUUGUGAACUGAAUUGUGAAUGCUCGAAUUCGGCGCGUUGUUCACCGAUCAACGGUACCUGCAUAUGUGCGCCGGGCUUUCAGGGUGAGCGCUGUGAAGAACGUUGUCCGGAGGGUCGUUAUGGACAGGACUGCGCACAGAAAUGUGAAUGUCAGAACGGUGCUGUAUGCUCACACGAGACGGGUCAAUGUAGCUGUACGGCCGGUUGGCGGAAUAUUAAGUGUGAUCGUCCCUGCGAUCUCUAUUAUUAUGGUGAAAACUGUAAAUUCAAGUGUAAUUGCCAAAAUAAUGCCGGUUGUAAUCCACAAAAUGGCACUUGCACUUGUGCGCCCGGCUGGAUGGGCGAAAAAUGCGAUCAGAAAUGUGAGCCGUUUACGUUCGGGCUCGGCUGUGAGCUACAAUGCGAAUGUGAUGCGAAUAAUACGAUUGCUUGUGACUCGGCGAGCGGGAAGUGUGUCUGCAAGCAGGGUUGGGGAGGUGUUCAUUGCGAGACAAAUUGUCCAACUGGUUAUUAUGGUGAAAAUUGUGAUCAAGUUUGCAGAUGUCUAAACAACUCCUCCUGUGAUCCCGACACCGGCCGCUGCAUUUGUUCGGCUGGCUGGACUGGCGCUGACUGUUCGGAGCCGUGCCCGCAUGGUUUCUUCGGUGUUGGCUGCCGUGAACGUUGCCCCGACUCGACACAAAAUAACACCAGUUGCGAUCACAUAACCGGUGAAAUGGUCUGUCGUCCCGGUUACAUUGGCUUGACAUGCAAACACCCAUGCCCGAGUGGCUACUACGGUCCGGGCUGUAAGAAUAAAUGUCACUGCGAGAAUGGCGGCGAGUGUAAUCAUGUGUCGGGUCAAUGUUUGUGCUUGCCCGGCUGGACUGGUGCCAAUUGUAAUAUUUCAUGUCCCGAUGAAUACUAUGGUCCGAAUUGUGCGCAGCAUUGUCGCUGUCAAAAUGGUGGUACCUGUCGUAAGAAUGAUGGUUUCUGUGUUUGCCCGGCAGGCUGGAUGGGUACACGAUGUGAAGAAGUAUGUCCGGAGGGUUUCUAUGGCAAACAUUGCAUCACUCAAUGCGAAUGUCCAUCACAGAACUUCGUCUGUCACAUUGCUGUCGGCUGUGUUUGUCGUAAGGGUUAUACGGGCGCUAAUUGCGAUAGGUUGGCGGCUGAGGAACGUAUACAGGAGGCGCAAGUUGAAUCCAACAAGGGUGCUAUCGUUUGGGGCUCCUUCAUAUUCCUCAUUUUAUGUGGCAUCAUAAUUGCGCUCGUCUUCUACUAUCGUCGUCGUGUCUCGAAUUUGAAGACCGAAAUCCAACAUGUGCAGUACAUUAGCGACCCCAGUCAGAAUUGGGCUGAUCGACAUAAUUUCGAUAAUCCUGUUUAUGGUUUCCCUGAGCAGCAGCAACAACAGCGUUUACUUAACAAUAAACGACCGAUAAUAAAUAAUUUGGGGCGCAGUGAUUUGUAUACGGACAAUUCGAAUGCGAGCACUGGAUCUGCUUCAUAUUCGGUGAACUUCUCAAAUGAAAUGUUUACCAAAAAUUUAACUGCUGAUCUCACCAAUCCGAAUGUCUAUAAUUCUUAUGAAGAUCCUUUGAAGAUGGAACAUGUUUACGAUGAAAUUAAACAGAAAGAGGGUUAUAAUAAUCCUGUCAAAGUGUAUUGCAAGCAACUAUUUCCUGAGGGUAAGACCAAGAACUCAAGCCAAAAAUAUAUGAUCUGGUAUGAAUACGAUCACUUGGACUACUCGCGACCGAGCACAUCCCAAAAACCACAUUACCAUCGCAUGAACGACACAUCGCUUAAUCUGAAUCGUGACGAAGAAAAGCCCAGCAAUUUGAAAGCAAUGAACCAACUUUUGGAAACACCAACAACUAUAGCAAAUGGCAACGGAACGCUCAAGGAGACAGCGGAAGAGUCUGAUGAUACAGCGGCAUCAACAUCGCUGGCCGCACUUACCAAGCAAUAUAUGGCCGCUGCAGAGGAUGCCACAAGUGAUAGUAUAUGCGAUAAUGCAUCAACUGCCUCACCCAGUUCCAGUCCGAGUCAUGUUAUUUAAAUAAAGAAUAAUAAAUAAAUAAUGAAAUAAUGCAUUGUAUGUUAGCGUGUGUGUAAAUGCGUAAUUUUAGUUUAGUUAUAUUAUGUAAUAUUAUGCAGAUAUUGAUAUAAUUUAUAUAUAUGCAUAUGGUUUUAGUUAAGGAAGCGUGAAGUGUGUGUACUGUUGUUUGAAAUGGAAAUUGAAAUUGCGUUGAAAAAUGCUCGAUAAAGCAACGCGUUUAAAAGAAGUGCUAGUUUCCAUGCUUUUAUGUUCUUUCAACAAUUGUUGUUGUAGACAAAAUAACAAUACACAGUUUUUGUAUAAUAUACGCUUCCUUAUUGUCACAUGUACUCAUAU
This is a messenger RNA of Ceratitis capitata (Mediterranean fruit fly), 4652 nucleotides long. It is a transcript of the gene drpr, whose product is annotated as protein draper. The record is from RefSeq and is a predicted model, not a curated record. Lineage: Eukaryota; Metazoa; Arthropoda; Insecta; Diptera; Tephritidae. Bases 1029 to 4316 code for a protein of 1095 amino acids. Gene Ontology annotation, molecular function: scavenger receptor activity; protein binding. The transcript has 13 exons.